AUGCUGUCGCUCGUUCUAACGGUCCUCUUUGUCCACCUCGCAAUCUAUCUGGUCAACACGAUCGGCGCGUCUACGAUCGAUAACUUGUUAUGGCUCCUCUACCUGAAGAUACCGACAUCGACCUCUCGAAAUGCACGCGAACAGCAGAAAAAGAAGCGUGAGGCCGUCCAGCUGAAGCUCGAGAUGAACAGCACCAGCUCGCAAGACGAGUUCGCGAAGUGGGCGAAGCUUCGACGACGACACGACAAGGCCAUGGAGGAGUACGAAAACAUGAACAAGAUGAUUACCGCCCAGAAAACCUCGUUCGAGUGGAGCAUCAAAAUCGCCCGCUGGCUCAGCACCAACGGCCUGAAAAUCUUCCUACAAUUCUGGUACUCGAAAACCCCAGUGUUCGCUCUCCCCGCCGGCUGGUUCCCCUACUACGUUGAAUGGGUGCUCUCGUUCCCGAGGGCACCGCUAGGCUCCGUGAGCAUCCAAGUCUGGAGCAACGUGUGCGCGACGACCAUCGGAGUUGUGGCCGAGGUUUUGGGGGCAAUGCUGGUGCAGGUUGUUGGACAGAAAAACAAUGCCAUUCCGGCUAACGGCGAUGAUAAGAAGACGCAGUGA
Penicillium cinerascens is the source of this 606-nucleotide messenger RNA. RefSeq names its product guided entry of tail-anchored proteins factor 1. The transcript is spliced from 3 exons. The coding region runs from base 1 to 606 and encodes 201 amino acids. Gene Ontology annotation, cellular component: GET complex. The record is from RefSeq and is a predicted model, not a curated record. NCBI's taxonomy places the organism in Eukaryota, Fungi, Ascomycota, Eurotiomycetes, Eurotiales, Aspergillaceae. Gene Ontology annotation, biological process: tail-anchored membrane protein insertion into ER membrane.